AAAACCUUUGGAGACGGCCUGCAAAAAGACAUUUUCACGUUGUAUCAAAUGAGCAGUAUCCAUGUUGUGAACAGAGUUUUUCUUUCAAUUGUCCCGGCACACAAGUUGAAAUUCAAAUUUGCAGAGAAAUGGAUCAGCAGCAGCAUUGGUGAUAUUCCUGGGAUGGGGCCCGGCUAGCUCUUGGAAGGCCUCCAUGCUGCCGUUCAUCACUCGCGACCUACCCUUCAGGCCACUCCUCUGUUUCCUCCACUCAGACGCCCGUGCCCCGGUCUCGAUGAAAGUGCUCAAGAGGGCACCGUGAGGACUACUUCGAGCGCGCGACCAGCCAGCUCAUGCCAGCACAGGCGUUUUAUAAGAUUUUGGGGUUUUUCAUUGUUCCACCCAGUUCACCCAGCGGUCCCACAUUGCAGCAGGGACAGCCACGACAGAGUUUUCCCUCCUCUCCUUCUGGCAUCCCCGCUCCCUCUUCCACAAGGAAGCAUUGAUGUGAACCCAUUUUUGUGUGUCAUCAUAGCAAACUCUGCUCCUUGAGACACCAACUGUAGCAGGAACUACCUCAGACAUUUUGGUGUUAUGACUCGCAGUGUCGUGCAGACCAUCCACGAGUUUAGUGCUUUAAAUUUUGAGCUCGUGCUGCUGAGAGCCGUGCGCUCACUGGCUGACAGGCUGACAGACUGACUGCUCCACUCCAGGUCUGCUCUUCCCACAACACUCACAAGACCAACCGGCACACACCCGGCGGAGGAGUGCCGGGGGACGGGAUGCCGGCGGCGGUGCCCACGUAAGAGAGAGGAGAGUCUGGAGCUCCUGCACCGGCAGCACAAACACGGCUGUCCGCCGGUCUCCAGUCGGUGAAAUAAUCACCUCUUACAUCCACCGAUCCCGCUGAUUGCUGAGCAGGUGGAAAGAGAAGGGGCAGACUGCGCGCACUCCGGGACCAUGAUCCGGAGCAGCACACGGGUUAUUUCUCAAGGAUAGAGCUGAGAGGAAGAGAAAGAAGAGGAAAAAAAUUAAGGAAAAGGUUUAUUAUUUUUUGUCUUUGCGCUUUAUACACUCACUCUUCUCAUCUAUCUAAUGAUUCACUGAAUUGUGACUGUUUUACGCACCAUGAUCCGGAUUUGCUUGAGAGUUAUUUCCAAAGGUUAGAAAGAGAGGAGGAAAGAAGAAGAAGACAAAUAAACAAAAAGAAGCUUGCUGUUUAUCUUUAUUGCUGAGUCAAUACAUCCAUUGAUCCCAUUGAUCCCGGUAUUCGGUGACUGGUCUGUGUUGGGAGAAAGCGCCGGAGGAGGUUGUUGAAGUAGAGAAGCGGGAGCGCAUCGGAGACGAGGGGGACCAUGAUCAGGAUCUUCCCGGAUUUCAGCGUCCAGGUGACGGCUUCGGCGGCCGGAGGAACCGGGGCUGGAGGAGGAGGCGGAGGCGGGGGGAUGGUGACCGGACCCCCGGUGGGUCGGGUGCCCGUGCCGGUACCCGGAGCCACGAACGGGACCCCGCAGAGCGUGCAGGGAAUCACCGCCUACCAACAAAGGAAGAUGGCGCCCACCAAGCCGAGCAUCCAGCAGGACCCGACGCGGAGAGAACGUGACCCCUACUGGGAGCGGCCAGCUAAUGCAGGCAGCUGCUCCGCCGCCCGGCCCAAGACCCUUCACCUGGCCGGCCAGCAGCAUACCUCUUCACCAUGGCUGCAGGCUCUGAGGAAGGAGAAGUCACGGGACGCAGCAAGGUCGCGUCGGGGAAAAGAGAACUUUGAGUUUUAUGAACUGGCCAAGAUGCUGCCACUGCCAGGCGCCAUCACCAGCCAGCUGGACAAGGCCUCCAUCAUCCGGCUCACCAUCAGCUAUCUGAAGAUGAGGGAUUUCGCCAACCAGGGAGACCCACCAUGGAACCUGCGAAUUGAGGGACCUCCGCCCAACACCUCGGUCAAAGCUAUCGGUACCCAGCGGAGGAGAAGUCCCAGCGCCAUUGCCUCUGAGAUCUUCGAACCUCACCUAGGAAGCCACAUUUUACAGUCUCUGGAUGGGUUUGUAUUUGCACUAAACAAAGAGGGGCGCUUCCUCUACAUCUCUGAGACAGUUUCCAUCUACCUGGGAUUGUCACAGGUGGAGCUCACUGGUAGCAGUGUGUUUGACUACAUCCACCCUGGCGAUCAUGUGGAGAUGGCAGAGCAGCUUGGGAUGAAACUUCCUCCAGGCCGAGGGAUGUCUCUAUCCCAGGGAGCAGUCAACGAAGACGGGGCUUCUUCAGCUUCUUCAUCGUCACACUCUGAGACACCUGAACCAGUCGAAUCCAGCAGCCCCAGUCUUCUGGCUCCUGAUAACUCUCUGGAACGGUCCUUCUUCAUCCGGAUGAAAUCUACACUCACAAAGAGAGGCGUGCACAUCAAGUCCUCAGGAUAUAAGGUGAUCCACGUCACAGGGCGCCUGCGGAUCAGGAUGGCUCUGACGCACAGCCGCUCAGUGCCCAAUCAGAUCAUGGGGAUGGUGGCGGUGGCUCACGCUCUCCCGCCGCCAACAAUCAACGAGGUUCGCAUCGACUGCCAAAUGUUCGUGACCCGAGUCAACAUGGACCUAAAGAUUGUCUACUGUGAGAACAGAAUCAGUGACUACAUGGACCUGACUCCAGUGGACAUUGUGGGGAAGAGGUGCUACCAGUUUAUUCAUGCUGAAGAUGUGGAGGGGAUCAGACAGAGUCACCUUGACUUGAUGAAUAAAGGCCAGUGUGUGACAAAGUAUUACCGGUGGAUCCAGAAAAAUGGUGGUUACAUCUGGAUCCAGUCCAGUGCCACCAUCGCUGUCAAUGUGAAGAACGCCAGUGAGAAGAACAUCAUCUGGGUCAACUACGUUCUCAGUAAUCCGGAGUAUAAAGACACACCCAUGGACAUUGCCCAGCUGCCAAACCUGCCUGAGAAAGCUUCCGAGUCCUCUGAAACUUCAGACUCUGAGUCCGAGUCCAAAGAAAACUCAGACAACGAGAACACCAAGGCAGAGGAGAAGCCCAGCCACCAAGCAGAACACAGUGAGGACCCAGAGACAGACAGCAAACGUCAGCAGCAACCCGGCCAGUCACACUGUUCAUCUGAACAGGAAAUGAAGCGCCAAGAAGAAGGAGAUAGCUCAAGUAACCCUGAGAGCCAGGAUAGUGAUGACAGUCUGGAACCUUCAGAUGGAGAGGGUGAGGAGCAAGAAGAGGCUGGCAGAGGAGGUGGAGGGGGAGGUGGAGGUGGAGGCAGGUUGGGGAGGUUAGCAGGGCUUGGAGGAUUAGGGAGUCUGGGUGCCAUCGGCGGACUGGGUAACCUAGGUGGGCUUCAUAUUAAAGUAGAGCACUACGGAGAAGGGGAAGACGUACAGCUGCGUAGCUCCCAAACGUCUUCAUCAGAAGAGGAAGAAGAAGAAGAGGAGGAUGAAGAAGAUGAUGAGGAUGACAAUGGGUGUGUGCAAGAUUGUGACAGUGUCAAUGCUGGUAGCAAGCUGCAGAAAAGGCGAAAGAGGAGGAAAGUGCAGAAAUGGGAUGGCUCGCGAAGCAGGAGGCUUCGUCUGUCUUCAACUACACCCAGUCCCAUAGCAAUAGGCGAUACCGCUCCGCUAGUCGACCCCUCUCAAGCCACAACCGCAACCUCCACCCAUCUCUUAGCCUCAUCUGGCUCCCCAAACAGUGCAAAUGCAGCAUCCUCAGUUCUGAAGAUUAAGACAGAGAUGGCAGAACCAAUAAACUUUGACAACGACAGCAGCAUCUGGAACUACCCUCCCAACAGGGAAAUUUCCAGAAACGAGUCUCCAUACAGCAUGACCUCCAAGCCAUCUGCUCCAGGGAGCCAUGAGACCUUCCCCUCACCACAGGGAGGAUCUCUCCAGGUAGCCAUUCCUGACUCUGUCCUCACCCCUCCUGGAACUGAGGGAGGAGCAGGAGGAGUGAGGAAACCCCCUUACAAUGGAAGCUCAGCCCCAUCCUCUGCCUCCAGCACUGUAAGCUUGGCUCCUCCUUCCAGUGCCUCCUCUGCCGACCCCCUAUCCCCUCCACUCUCUGCAUCCCCACGGGACAAGCAACAAGGCACUCCCACAACCUCUUCUUCCUCAUCUUCUUCUUCAUCCUCCUCAACCUCUUCUUCUUCACUGCUGUACUCUGGGGACCUUGAAGCACUUCAGCGCCUGCAAGCUGGUAACGUGGUGCUUCCGCUGGUCCACCGAGUCACAGGUACUCUGGCCUCCACCAGCACGACAGCUCCACGGGUCUACACCACUGGGACCAUCAGGUACGCGCCAGCGGACGUAACUCUGGCUAUGGCACAAGGCAACCUCCUCCCUAAUGCUGCCAUGAACUUUGUUGACAGCUCAGGGUUCGGCCUGGACCCUAAGACACCUAUGGAGAUGCUUUACCAUCAUGUCCACAGGCUCAACAUGUCUGCAGCAGCAGCUGCUGGCCCCUUUGUCGGAUCUCCUACUGCCACAGGUGGGAACGGUGCCCUUGGAGGUCAGAUGCCAACAACAGCCAAUGUCUUCACCACAGCAGAGGGACUGUUCUCAACGCUACCAUUCCCAGUGUACAGCAACGGGAUCCACACCACGCAGACAACACUGGAGAGAAAGGAGGAUUAGCAGAAAGUAUCCAAGACCGCAUUACUGUGUUUUCGGAAUCAACAACUGUGACUGCUCAAAGACUGCUCACUAGUAAAUAAAAAUGAAAGACUAUUUACUUGUUUUAUCAACACGGUUUAGCACUGUGUUUCCGAGAGAAGAGAAAGGACAGGGAAGGAUGACAGAUGUACUCUAGCACUUUGAAUCUCAGAAACUGAGCUUGCGUAAUAGACCCUCAAACUUGUCCCCCUUUUCUAUCUGUUUUCUCUCUCCUCCUCAUCCUCUUCUCCUCUCUCAGUCUCUCACUUUGCUCCCGUUUCUUGCGAUCAGCAACUCUUUUCUCUUGAACAAACAAAAACCAGACUAUUCUUUAUUGUAAAGAACCCCUUUUUUGCCUACAGAGAAUUCAUAUUGCCUAAGGACUCAGUUGGAGCCUGAUGGGGAUAAUUUUUAUUAUUUGACUUGUUUCUGUUGCAUCUUUAUAAAGAUGUGGAUUGUGUGUAUUUAAAGGAGGACGGUACAGGGAUUUGUAACAGACAGAGAACUCUAUGUGGCGUUUCUUCUUAUGUAUCUUGAUGUGAUCAAGGCUUGAAAAGAACGUUUUUAAACCGAGAGGGGGGUGCUCUCUUGCGCCCCACAAAGGUCUCAGAGAUAAUCUUUUGAAAAAAGGUGUUUCGAGAAAGUUUCUCAAUUGAGGGAAUAGUUUAGUGAAUUAAUGCUGUUUUUUUUUCUUUUACUUUUAUCCUUUUCUUUUUUUUUUUUAUAAAAUAUUCUAGCUCAGAUUUCACUUACGAAUCAAGCAUUAAAAAGAAAAACAAAAAAAGCAAUUUCAGCCGGGUAAUGACCUGUGAAUUAUCGAAUGUUACUACUUCCUCUUUUAUCCCAGGAGUUUACCUACAGGUCUCGCACCAAACAUAGCCUCCUCUACAUCUCUUCCCAUCUCAAUCUGUCGCUCUCUCUCUUAUCUUUCACGCUGUCUGCCUGACCUUUCAUGUUUCUGUCCACAUUUCUUCCUGUCAAUUCUACAGAUUUGUGGUGCUACCGACCGUCCAGUAACCCUGAUUCAGCUGGCUGAUGUGGGUACUGUAAACAAACCCACAGCUCGUUGAUAGACUGAUAUCAUUUUUUUAUUUUUUGGAGGGGGGAAAGAUUUUAAAGUUUGUUUUUGUUUGUUUGUUUGUUUGUUUUUCUGACCUUCAGGAAAGUCAGAAACACAGGAAAAACCUGUAAAUCAGCAACAUUAUCUCCAUGUUUCACCUACAUGUCCCUCUCCAUUCUGAUUGGGCCACAAGGGGCAGCGCUGCAUAGCAACAUGGAGUUGAUUGGUUGAAUUUUAGGCUGUACAGUGUUGUUUUUAUUUGUAUGUAUUUUCUAACUUAAUCACAUUAAAUGCUCAGUGAGACUGAGUCUAAUUAGCUAGCAGCACUAACUUAAGAAAUGAAUGUUGACAACCUUGACCGGUUCUUGUUUAAUCACUGUUUUGUAAUGCAGUUACUUUAUUCCUUGUUUCCCCCCCUCCUCCUCCUCCUCUCUUUCUUCCUUAACCAGAAUCACCUCCGCAAGAUUUUCCUAAAAAAAAAAAAAAUCCACUCUCUUCCAUCUCAUUGCCGGACCCUGUGAUUAAAAACCACAUAUCAAUAAGGAGAUUGUAAUAAAGACAUGCAUUUUCAAUCAAUCUAUCAAACAAUCAAUCUAAUAACUAUAAGAAAAAAAUUAAUAUGCGGUUUUUUUGAGGAAGAAAAAAAUCACAUUCCUUUAAAUAAUGUUGUCUUUGUCAUUGUUCUUCUGUUUCGCGUUCUUUUCUUCCCCGAGUCUACGUUGCCAAAAAAAAAAAAAAGAAUUCCUUAAUCUCACAAGUUUAGUGUUUGAAAAGCACUGUGAUUCUCGUUCAUUUGUAUUUUUAUUUCUUCUACUUUUUGGUAAUAAGAGAAAAAAGAGGAUAAGUAUUAAUUAAAACAGUAUAAAAACUGUCACACCAUCCAUCUUUUUAAAGCUGACAGCCCCGUCUUUGCCAUCCUGCCAUCCUUAUUACCCAGUGUGAUUAAGCCGUAAAAAUGUGUUACCAAUGUGUUUAGUGUCACUGGCUGUCAAAAAGUCUUUCAUGGCGACUUCUCUCUCUGUGUGUGUUGACUAUAUGCAGUAUAUACUGAGCUACUGUAGCUGUUUUUGUCCUUUGUCUUCUCUGUGCUCUAUCUCUAGUGUGGGGGAAAGGAGAGGGGAGGGGCUAGAGGGAAAAGGAGGUGGAGUCUAUGGGAUGAUUGACAUCCCCCCAAAAAACAACAGCUCCUUGUCUCUCUUGCUCCUUCUCUUUGUCCUUCUCCCUCUAUCAGCAGUCUUAGUGAAACCAGUGGAGGUUCGUGGAAUUUAGUGUUCGGUGGCCUUUGCAAAAAGCAAAAAAAAAAAAAAGUUUGUAGAGUCCACCUUUUUUUUCGCUGCUUCCUUGUCUUUGUAAAACCUCUUGAUUUUGUUUUCUAAUCCUUCUCUCUCUUUCUCUCUGCUAUUGCUUUUUGCUGUUGUGUAGUCUUAUACAAACCUCUUUAUCUCACUGUCUUUUCUCUCAGAGAUGAAAAGAUUCUCUAACUAGCUCAAAGGUUUAUGGAGCCAUGUUUUUGCCACUAAGGAAUUCUGGGAAUCAAAGUUUCCAGCUAUUGCAUACAAAGCAUUAGAUAACUAAUAAAUAUUUACAGUAUAUUAGAAACAAAUUAUGACAAAGAAAGGCCUAAAGUAGGAUUUUAGCUGUAGACUUAUGACCCAGAAAAACGCCUCAGCUGUGAAACCUUUUCCCAGGGUCCCUUUGGGCUUCUUGUGUGCAUUGGGUGUAUUUCAUUGGUUCCCACCAAAACUUGUUGACUUCCUGCGCAAACUUCUCUCACGGGACAAACAAAGUUAAACAAGUGGUUCAUGGGGGAAGAAAAAAAAAUCACGGUAGUCUUUCAGGACACGUAAUAAAAAAAAUGAUUUUAAAGAUUUCUAAAAUAACUAAAAGAAGAAAAAAAUAUUUCGCACUAUAAAUCUAUUUUUAUAGGUGUUUUGGAAAACUGAACUGCAUGUUUAGUAAGUUUGUCCGAUGCAUUUCACAUAGUCGAACCCUCGUUUUUUGUUGUUCUGUUUGUUUUUAUUUUCAGUUCAGCACUUUCUUUCUUCUCCUUCUUCUUCUUUUUUCUUCAGUCUGUCGAGCCCAGUCUGUUAUCAAACUGACCCGGGCCUCUCAUCACCCCUUCACAUCAGGAAAACCAAUCUGUAGGUUGUGUGCUGUCUGUGAAGAAUCGAUGUCUUGUUACUGCAACUAAUGUGUACAACAACGAAACAAAUCCAGGUUAAGAAAUUGAACAAUGUGCUUAUUUUUUUUGCGCUCAAGUAAGAGGAAUGUGGUUUGGGCCACCCGACCUGCCAGUUUAUUGUCGGGUCGUUUGUGGUUGAAUGUUAAAUUUGUCAUUUUGGGAGCAUUUUGCUGCUCCUCUAGAUUUUAGCAUUUUCUACCUUUUGGCAGUUUUGCAUGAAAAGCGGGGGGACGGGGCAUAGGUGAAUGACGCUGCUGCCCCGUUUGGUAAAGAAUCGGGCACGAGAUAUAGUGUAGGUGGUGAUGACAGCGGUGGGUGUUGAUGGUGGUGCGGGGUGGGUGGGGGAAUACAUAACUCAGACGAAAACCAGGAAAUACACCCACAUGUAACAAAAAACCAAACAGCCAGUCCAAGCUGUUUCAAUGUUUUUUCUGUGUUUUAUGUCGAAAAAUGAAAACUUUGCUGGUGAUUUUAAAAACUUAAAAACCUUAAUCACAGCUGCUGUCAAAAAUACAUAGUGUUUAAGAAAUACAAAUAUUGAAAAAUCACUUCAUUUACCUGUGAAAAAACUGUGUCUGUGUUUUUAACUAUUUCUUGUACAAUUAUACAGAUUCUUUUAUGAGGAACUUGGUGCCAAGUAGCUGAAAUACGGGAGAGAGGGAAUCUCUUAUUAUCAAUGUUAACAGUGUUAUAAAAUUCUAAAUACAAACAAAUUAAAAUAUUAAAAAAGAGAAAACUAUGGUACAUUUCUAUUUUUUUCCCCCCUCUCAGAAGAGUGGGGGGAACUCAUGACUAACUGAUGCUAACUUUGAGUGCCUGGCUUAUUUUUUUAUUAUUAUUUUUGAAAGACAUCUUUUUGAGUUCAUUUACCAUGAAUAAUGCUGCAAAUCCGAAAAUGUACAUACUUCAUUUUUAUAGCAGUUGUUCUUUUAUAAGUUUGCUAGGUUCUCAUCCGUUCAGAAGAACAUGUCAUAUACAUGGUUGUCUUUCUGUAACCCGGUUUUGACCAUCUUACA
Molecule: messenger RNA, 8865 nt
Organism: Oreochromis aureus
Lineage: Eukaryota; Metazoa; Chordata; Actinopteri; Cichliformes; Cichlidae
Product: neuronal PAS domain-containing protein 3
Exons: 14
Coding region: 1335-4589 (1084 amino acids)
Biological process (GO): regulation of transcription by RNA polymerase II
Molecular function (GO): protein dimerization activity; RNA polymerase II transcription regulatory region sequence-specific DNA binding; DNA-binding transcription factor activity, RNA polymerase II-specific
Source: RefSeq, a predicted model, not a curated record